This is a messenger RNA of Chaetomium fimeti, 1737 nucleotides long. RefSeq lists its product as uncharacterized. The record is from RefSeq and is a predicted model, not a curated record. The coding region runs from base 501 to 1613 and encodes 370 amino acids. Lineage: Eukaryota; Fungi; Ascomycota; Sordariomycetes; Sordariales; Chaetomiaceae. Gene Ontology annotation, cellular component: nucleus. The transcript has 2 exons. Gene Ontology annotation, biological process: response to oxidative stress.
GAAGUGCGUUGUCUGAGUUAACGGUUCGCCAAUGGCUUCCCCGCAGGAACCCAGGCCCAUGCAAUCCUCAAGUACAGGUACCUGACGGCCCCCCUCAGUUACCUAACGGUUACCUAACCUGCCGCCUGGAUUGGCCCAACUCGUCGCACGCCAAGGUACCAAGGAGUCGUCGACACUUUGGGUGUCCCUCACACAGUGCGCAAUCUAUAAGGCUGACGCAAGACUGCUCUAAGCCGAACACCAGACACCAAAGAGAAUGGAUCUCGCUCCCUGAUUAUCAACCUUUUUGCGCAUCAACACCACAGCCGGUUAAGGCCAGAUUGAUUCAACUUUCCAGAUACUGCAUCGAAUUCAUGGCCGUCAACCUGCGCCACUGAUAGCCAGCAUCGCUUGCUGGUCUUCAAGUCCCCACCUAACUUGGAGCUUCAACCAAACAAGCUCCCCUAAUCCGAGCUGCCUACGUGGACAUAUAAACCAGCGUGUAUUACUGGCAAAAUACCAUGGCUUUCGACGCCCCCAACCGCAAUCAGCCCCUCCGCGCGCGCCACACCCCAAACCUCAACCUCUCGCCCGCAUCAUCCCGCUGCGUCACCCCGCCAGGCACCGCUUCGCCCGGCUCGUCCACCUUCCUUACUUCCUCUGUCUCCAGCCUCUGGGGUGGUUUCAUGCGCCGCUUCUCGACCGAACCCUCUCCCUCGACUCCCCACCCGGCCGACCUACCCCACGCCCACACAUUUCAGCCCGACGGCGGAGACAAGCACCACCACCACCACGAAGACAACCACGGCAACGGCGUGGACGGCGUAUACACCCCUCCCCAUCUCCUCCAUCCACACCGCACCGCUUCUCCGAUGCGCCUGCCGCCGUUAGAGCCGCUGCAGCUGCUGGGGUUCUCGGAGGAGACGCCGCAGGAUGCGCGGCUACUAACCGCGCCAGUCGCGGAGGAGAUACGGAUUAUGGUGCCGGCCCGGUUGGGAAUCGUGGACGAAUGGCGGCUAGUGUACAGCCUUGAGCAGGACGGCGCUAGUCUGGCGACGCUGUACGAGAAGUGCGCGCAGUAUCAAGGCGUGAGGGUGGGGUUCGUGCUGUGCGUGAAGGACUGCGACGGUGGUCUCUUCGGCGCCUACCUCUCCGACUACCCCCACCCGGCCCCCAAAUACUUCGGCACAGGCGAAUGCUUCCUCUGGCGCGCCUCCGUGCUAUCCCCCCUCCCCCCUCCACCCUCCCUCAUCGACGACGACGACAGCAACCCCAACCUGCGAACAACCACCAUCCCGGGCAGCCCACACAACAACAACACCACCCACACCACCCACCACAACAAUAACAACAACCACAACAACAACAACGAAAAACCCCCCUCCCGCACCCCCACGCCGCAACCGAUCCGCUUCAAGGCCUUCCCCUACUCGGGCAUCAACGAGUACUACAUGCUCUGCGAGGCGCACUUCCUCUCGCUCGGCGCCGGCGACGGCAAGUACGGCCUCUGGCUGGACGACUCGCUGGAGCGGGGCGUGAGCUCGACGAGCCAGACCUUCGGCAACGAGCCGCUGAGCGACGAGGGCGAGAAGUUCGGCGUGCUCGGCAUCGAGGUGUGGGUCAUUGGUGCGUAAGAUGGGUGCGGGCGUGGAGGGGUCUUGCCUCGGUUGGGUGGGGUGGGUGAGUUGAUGAGUUGGUGUUUUUUUUUUAUUGUUUUUUUUGCGAUGGGGCGGUUAUAAGAGUGCUUGGUUAGAAAAG